AGUCUGCCCGGUCCCUCAAGUUCGCCCAGUUCGACCAGGCCGGUCAGUCGAGCUAGUUCAAGAGGUUCUGGUGAAUCGACUCGAAAGACCAGCAGAACACGUAGGUGUCGUCGCUUCAUUGGUCGAGGCGUGAGAAGGUUAUCAGGCUGCCUCUGCGAAUAUUCCUUUGUGGGGGUAUUCAUCGGCCUGUUAUUACUAGCUGUACUGGGGUCGCUCCGGCGCGACAUCGUUUCAGCGAUCAUUAAACGGAUGAUAGGAGCUCCUCCUGAGACCGAAGUGUUGACAGUGAGCAGCACCAUCUCUCCCGUGCGCACAGUAUUGAAUCCCCGCAUCCUGCUAUGGACGAAGGAUGGAGAGAACCCUGUCUUCGCCGACCCGUCCUUGCGAGACACAGGCGAAACUGCUCUGCGGCACUGUUCGUUUCCAGUGCGAUAUUCCUUGCCUCAAGACCCAUACGAAGACUUGCUGCUGGGCUGUUACGUUACCAAGGACCGCUCUCUGCUAAAUCGAAGCGACGCCGUCUUAUUCGACGCCUCGACUAUUAACGCCACGCUUCUUCCCAGGUUUCGGGAUCCGAGACAAGUGUGGGUUUUCUAUACGCACCGGGACACUGCCCCUACGACACUCAUUGGUUUCACGUCUGCCUUCGAGUUCAACUGGACCAUGGCACAGCGGACGGAUGCGGACGUCGUCAUACCGUUCGGCAACUGGACACUCUCCGAUAAGCCUGCUUCACGGGACUAUCCCAAGAAGCUGCCACGAAAGGAUAGGACUGCUCUUUUCUUCGCCAGUGAUUGUGAUGGGAAGAAAAACUAUGUGCUCAAGGGUGUGUUGAGAGCCUUGGAAGUUAGGUUAGUGCGAAGCUGCGGUGUUUCCUAGUGUGGCGGACGGCAGAUGUGCUUCACCAAGUUCCCGGAAUUCCGCCUUUUAUUCGUACCUGAGUCGUCAGGCUGUUACGAGCACCCAUUGGAGGCAAUUUACGACGCCUUGCAGUAUGACCUAGUACCAGUCUACUUCGGGAACAAGAAUCUCGCAGGACUAGUACCUGACCAUUCUUAUGUUUCUGCAUAUUCUCUGGUGUCUGGGCGGAAUAUUACUGAGUAUCUGAGAACCUUGAUGGAUGAUUUCGACCUGUACAGUGCUUUUUUCAAGUGGAGGGAAACGUACACGCUUAACCACCGUGA
Rhipicephalus sanguineus (brown dog tick) is the source of this 1184-nucleotide messenger RNA. RefSeq names its product alpha-(1,3)-fucosyltransferase fut-5-like. Bases 250 to 879 code for a protein of 209 amino acids. The record is from RefSeq and is a predicted model, not a curated record. Lineage: Eukaryota; Metazoa; Arthropoda; Arachnida; Ixodida; Ixodidae. Gene Ontology annotation, cellular component: membrane. The transcript is spliced from 2 exons. Gene Ontology annotation, molecular function: alpha-(1->3)-fucosyltransferase activity.